UGAAUGAAACAUUGUGACAUUUAAUUUAAUUGCCCUGGUAGCUGUAAUGCUAGCUAAGCUAAAGCGCUGCCCCCACUGUUGUUCGAGGAGUUGACAUGGUAAGGCCCAGUCGGCUGUGUAAACGGGUGGCACUAGGACCCCGCAGACACCUAGCACUGACGGAAGAGCAGGCGGAGAAAGGUGAAGUUACCCUCAGACUACUGAUCAGAGGUCCGUUUUGAAAUUCCGCCAACUGAGCACAAGGUUAAGAAAAGGGGCUGGUGACACCGAUCCCCGGUCAGUUAAUCAAAAUUACGAAGCUACGCAUCUUGUUAACGACGUAAAAUGAUAAACAUAGACGUCUGGGCUUUAGCUAGCACAAAGAGUUGACCUGUGCAAGAUAUUAUAAUGGUACCCAAGUUAAAAACCCUCAUUAUUACACCCACUAAUCCUUCUAAGCUACCUAAAUGGCCAGUUGUUGCUGUUUGGGAUAUCGCUGCCCCGCGGCUUUGAUGCAGCUAAGAGCAAAGAUCCAGACCAGACGUCCAUUAUAAUCCGCAGUGUCAACUGCUCCAUUCAACUCCUUGUGGUGCAGUUUGCUCCAUAAGCGAGCCGGUUUGCACCCCCGCUAUGCAAGCGAACACAACGCGGGGCUUCUUGUGGUCGGACGUGGAGACGAGGACCUUGUUGAACAUCUGGGGGGAGCAGGACAUCCAGGUGGCGCUGGAUGGAAACUUCCGAAACAGCUUCGUGUACCGCGACGUGUCCCGGAGGCUGGGGGCGAUGGGGUUUGAGAGGACGCCGGAGCAAUGCAGGGUGCGGAUCAAAAGCCUCAAGAGACAGUACUUGUUAGCGAAGGAAGGUAAUCUCCGCAACAACGGACAGUAUCACAAGAUCUGUAAGUUUUAUGACACCAUGGAGAGGAUUUUGAGCAACCGGGCCGCUCUUGAUCCUCAGGAGUUCAUAGACGGCGGGGCGGGAGGAGAGGAGGCCGUGGACGGCCUGGAGGAGGAUGGAGAAGAUGCGUACUCGGAGAGCACAGGGGAGUGUCCCUAUCCCGCAGAAACCGAAGUGAAGCUGGAAUACCCAACUGUUCCCAUCCCUAUUCCAGUUAAAGAGACAGUGGGCAUUAACAGCACUCCAGUGAGACCACACAACAGCAGCCAGUCGGCCAGCAACCUGUCAACUAGAACGCCUAAACGGCCGAGGAAGCGGCGCGCUAACUUCCCCAUGGAGAAACUGAUGGAGCAGUUCCUGGAGCAGAGCGCCCAGGCCGAGGACAACUUCUACCGGAUGGAGGAGCAGCGCUUACAGGUGGAAGACCGGCGCAGGGAAGCCGAGCACGCCAGGGAGCUGCACAUGCUCCAGAUGCUCGGGCAGAUGUUCUCCAGCGUCUCCUCGGCCAGACCCGGCUCUGCUGCCACUCCCUCCAAAACAGCUCCGCCUGCCCAUGCUCCCACGCUCCCAGUGUACACUACCCCGUCGUGUACACGUGGCCAGUCCGGUCAUCUCAGACGCCACCCACCCCAGACAGACUGUUUCACCCAAAAAAAUCCACUGGUGACCCCAGAACCCCCGGGAUUAGUGUUUGAACGCUACUACAGUUUGGGGUCUACGUCACACAGAGGCAUGGAGGAUGACAUCCUCUCACUGGUAAAGAAUAUAGUGCCUCCACUGACGUCCAAAAAGCACAAGGGACACGAUGGACGUAUCGGGAUCAUUGGAGGAUGCCAAGACUAUACUGGAGCUCCAUACUUUGCCGCCAUCUCAGCAUUGAAAGUGGGGGCUGACUUGGCUCAUGUGUUCUGCACCAAAGAUGCUGCAACUGUGAUCAAAUCAUACAGCCCUGAGCUCAUAGUUCAUCCUGUUCUGGACAGCCCUAAUGCAGUGGAAGAGAUAGAAAAAUGGCUCCCAAGACUUCACGGCCUUGUGGUGGGACCAGGUCUAGGGAGAGAAGACGCAUUACUGAAAACAGCCAAGGAGGUGAUAGAGAAGUCUAAAGCGAGAGAUAUCCCGAUAGUCAUUGAUGCAGACGGAUUAUGGCUAGUUACACAGCAACCAUCUGUUAUCCAAGGGUACCCGAAGGGAAUCCUCACACCUAACUUCAUGGAGUUUACUCGGCUAUAUGAGGCUCUGCACCACGAGCCCAUGGACAUCAGUGAUCAUCAACGCAGCGUCAUGCAGCUCAGUGUAGCCAUGGGCAACCUCACUAUGGUGCUAAAAGGAGAACAUGAUCUCAUUACAGACGGCAGUAAGGUGAUCUCGUGCAGCAUUGCGGGCAGUGGGAGGAGAUGUGGUGGACAGGGUGAUCUUCUAUCUGGAGCUAUGGGGGUUUUGGCCCACUGGGCCCAUGCUGCCUCUGCAGCUGGAAUGAGCAGAAGUGUAAAUCCAUCAGUGGUUGCAGCAUUCGGGGCUUGUUCUCUUACAAGGCAGUGUAACAGUCAAGCAUUCCAGCGACAUGGCAGGUCCACCACCACAUCGGACAUGAUCCAGGAGAUUGGCUCAGCCUUCAAAAAGCUAUUUGAAAGCUGAAACCAGCCAACUGAAAAUUGUUUUAAAAGCUAUACACAUACUGUACAUACUCAAGUUUGCAUUGUUGAUAACUGCUAAUAUAGCCUAUGGAUGGGCUGGUGGAAAAAAAAUUCUCAUCAAGCUGAAUUUGAAUGAAGUUAAGACGACUCUCAAAUUCCGGUGCAAAAAAAAAGUACACACUGACUUGUUGUUUGUUGUAUUAAAUGAACCCUGUAUGAAAACCAACAAAUAUGGUCUUCCAUUUAUGAAGUAUUAUUAUGAAUGCAUUCACCAAACAUGCUGAGGUAGCUACAUUUUUUUACAAACCACCAAAGACACUGAGAUGGUAAGAUAAUUAGGGCCACUGUAAACCAGA
Anarrhichthys ocellatus (wolf-eel) is the source of this 2866-nucleotide messenger RNA. RefSeq names its product NAD(P)HX dehydratase (gene naxd). Gene Ontology annotation, biological process: metabolite repair. The record is from RefSeq and is a predicted model, not a curated record. Gene Ontology annotation, molecular function: ATP-dependent NAD(P)H-hydrate dehydratase activity. The transcript is spliced from 11 exons. Lineage: Eukaryota; Metazoa; Chordata; Actinopteri; Perciformes; Anarhichadidae. The coding region runs from base 610 to 2511 and encodes 633 amino acids.